AUGGGGAGCCCAGGUUUAAUCAAUCGAAAUAAUGGGCAUCAUCAGCAGCAGAGGUUAGGCAUUACAGAACCAAUUUCAUUGGGUGGACCAACGGAGUAUGAUGUGAUGAAGACCCGCGAACUCGAAAAGUUUUUGCAAGAUGCGGGAUUGUAUGAAAGUCAGGAGGAAGCUGUGAGUAGAGAGGAAGUACUUGGGAGACUUGACCAGAUUGUGAAGAAUUGGGUCAAAGUAAUUAGCCGUGCUAAAGGGUUGAAUGAGCAACUGGUGCAAGAAGGGAAUGCUAAGAUUUUCACAUUUGGUUCUUAUCGCCUAGGGGUGCAUGGCCCUGGUGCAGAUAUAGAUACGCUUUGCGUGGGACCUAGACAUGCAACAAGAGAAGAAGAUUUUUUUGGCGAGUUAUAUAGAAUGCUGUCAGAGAUGCCUGAAGUGACAGAGUUGCACCCUGUGCCUGAUGCUCAUGUUCCAGUGAUGAAAUUCAAAUUUAAGGGGGUUUCUAUUGACCUUCUUUAUGCAAAACUGUCACUUUGGGUUAUUCCUGAAGAUUUAGAUGUUUCACAAGAUUCGAUACUACACAAUGCAGAUGAACAGACUGUUCGAAGUCUUAAUGGUUGCCGGGUUACUGACCAGAUUUUACGUCUGGUGCCCAAUAUUCACCAUUUCCGCACAACAUUGCGAUGCAUGAAGUUUUGGGCGAAGCGUCGUGGUGUAUAUUCAAAUGUUUCAGGGUUUCUCGGCGGUAUAAAUUGGGCAUUGCUUGUUGCUCGCAUAUGCCAGCUAUUUCCUAAUGCACUCCCAAAUAUGUUAGUGUCUCGGUUCUUUAGGGUGUACACUCAGUGGCGUUGGCCAAACCCAGUUAUGCUCUGUGCUAUAGAAGAAGGAUCCCUUGGUCUUCCAAUUUGGGAUCCUAGAAGAAAUCCAAAGGAUAGAUACCAUUUGAUGCCUAUUAUUACUCCUGCUUAUCCUUCAAUGAAUUCCAGCUACAAUGUAUCUUCGAGCACUCUGCGUAUAAUGACAGGAGAGUUUCAGAGAGGCAAUGAAAUUUGUGAGGCUAUGGAGGCAAGCAAGGCUGAAUGGGACACCCUUUUUGAGCCCUUUUCCUUCUUCGAAGCAUACAAGAAUUACUUACAGAUAGACAUCAGUGCAGAAAAUGAAGAUGAUUUAAGACAGUGGAAAGGAUGGGUUGAAUCCCGUCUCCGUCAACUCACCCUGAAGAUUGAGAGACACACUUACAAUAUGCUUCAAUGUCACCCGCACCCUGGCAAAUUUUCAGACGAAUCUACGCCUUUACGUUGUUCUUACUUCAUGGGCUUGCAGCGUAAACAAGGAGUUCCUGCAAAUGAUGGUGAACAGUUUGAUAUAAGGAUAACUGUUGAAGAAUUCAAACGCACUGUCAACAUGUACACAUUAUGGAAGCCUGGAAUGGAGAUCCGUGUAACUCAUGUAAAAAGGAGGAACAUACCAAACUUUGUUUUUUCGGGUGGGGUUCGUCCUUCUCGUCCAUCAAAGGCAACUUGGGACUUUAGGCGGAGUUCAGAAGCAAAGAUUGCUAAUAAUUCUUUAGCAGAUAAGUUAUCUGAAGGUAAAGGAGUUCCAGAUGGAUCAGAUGAGGGAAAGAAGAGAAAGAGAAUUGAUGACGAUACAGAAAAUAACUUGAGAAAUACCAAGUGCUUUGCUGCUGUGCCUUCCUCUGGUGGGGAAGUUCAUGAGGGUAGCCCUUCUGUUGGUAAUGUGAGUUCUUGUUCUGCACAAAGUGACCUUGUAAAUAUAGACAGUUUAGGGGACUUGAAAGGGGAGAAAGCUGAGAAUAAUGAAACAGGGAGCUUAAAUAAUUCGCAAAAUUUAGCAGGGAUUUUUUCUCAAAAUGGUGAGCUUGAUGGAAUGCUGAGAUGCAACCCUCCUGGGAAAGUUUUACCAGCUAACAAUGAUACUUCAAGCUCUAAAGAGGCUGAGAAGCUGGCAAUUGAUAGGAUAAUGUCUGGUCCUUAUGUUGCCCACCAAGCUUUACCACAAGAACUUGAUGAGCUUGAAGAUGACUUUGUAUGUACAAAUCAGGGAAAAGAUUCGGAGGGGGCUGCAAAAGGUAGCCCAGCAGAAUCUUCAUUGUUGAAUACAGCAGCAGUGACAAAUGAAUCUAUAGUAGCAGUUGCAUGUAACAAUGGAGCUGGUCCAUCUACUAAUUUAUACCCUAAUGUUGGCUUGGAGGAGCUUGAGCCUGCUGAACUUAUGGCACCGUUAUCAAGUGGAAUCUCUUCAGCUCCACCCUUGACACAAACAAAACCACUUAUCAGGUUGAACUUUACUUCCCUGGGCAAAGCUGCUGGCAAAAGCACAUGA
Messenger RNA from Dovyalis caffra, 2334 nucleotides. Lineage: Eukaryota; Viridiplantae; Streptophyta; Magnoliopsida; Malpighiales; Salicaceae. The record is from the annotation of a GenBank genome assembly.